This is a messenger RNA of Pseudo-nitzschia multistriata, 4833 nucleotides long. Lineage: Eukaryota; Bacillariophyta; Bacillariophyceae; Bacillariales; Bacillariaceae. The record is from the annotation of a GenBank genome assembly.
CAGCCAACACUAGGCAUCUUCUAGAGUGUCCCAAAGACCGUUUGUUCGAGAGACCGAUUCCUUCGUUCCUUCCUUUCCGUUCGCUUUGCGCAACAGCACACCAGAGAAAGCCCGAGGGAACACAACUGUCGCAACCAGUAGAGACCGACGCGCCACCCAUCCGAUACGAUACCAGUACCUGUUCCGUUCGUGUUUUGCGUUGCGUUCUCCUCCCCGUAAGCUACAACAUCGAUGGUCCGAUAAGAACGAAACAAAGCUAUACAACAAAUAUAUACGUACUAUAUACGUACUAUAUACGUACAACGCGAGAAGGAUGCGGAGACGAAUAGAACGACGAAAGGGCAGGACGGUCUCCCACCCGACGGGGGUGAACAUUCGCCUCGUGCUGAUCGGGGGGGCCCUCUUCCUGGCGAUGGCCUCGACGACGCGAAGGAUCGCCACGGACGCCUUUCCGAUCCGGGAGCCCCUGAGGUGGUCUUCGUGUUUUUCUUCGUCUUCUUGUUUUUCUUCGUCGCCGACCCCUGGCACCCAGCGGAGGAAGCUUCACCCCAAGCGGACCCGCGCGAGGAAGGGCUUUUGCGCGGGCCUGGCAAUGGCGACCGGGGAAGACGAGGCCGGGACGGCCCUGGGAAACCGCAACCUCAAGUCCACCAUCGCGGCCUCGAUCGACUCCGCCGGCAUGGCCUCGACGGACCCCGAGUACCAGAAAUACAAGGAGAGCAUCCGCUCGGUGGAGGAAGAAGAGGACGAGGUCUUUUUCAGGAACUUUGAGCGAAAGCGAAAGCGAAACGGCGGGGACUCCCCGCUCCUGGAAACCGAUUCCCUGGAAACCGAUUCCCUGGGGGCGGCUUCCGCACCGGCGGCGGCGAAGGAACCCACCGUUGCCAACCGGGAAAGGGACCGGCAGGCCCCGAAACAGAAACCAAAACAAAAAGCAAAAGCAAAACAGCCGCAGGCGGUUCGACCCGCCGUCGCCGACACGCCAAUCCACAUGAGGCCCCUGGACGGCUUCAACGUGGUCCUGACCCACUGCACGGCCGACUUUGAUUCCCUGGCCAGCGCCGUGGGACUCGCCAAGCUGUGGACCAACACGAACCGACCGGACGGGGACGAAACCGACGACGACGAAAGCAGCGACAGCGACACCUACGACAGCUCCCUGGACAACUACCCGACCUUUGUGGUCCUCCCCCGGGGUGCCCACCCCGCCGUCCAGCGGUUCCUGGCCCUCCACAAGCACCUCUUUCCGAUCCGCUCCCUCAAGUCCCUCCCGAAGGACCUCUCCAAGCUCCACCGGCUGGCGCUGGUGGACGCCCAGCGGAAGGAGCGCAUCGGGCCCGCCGACGUCCUGCUGAAGCACGCCGACCGGGUCACCGUCGUGGACCACCACGUCGACCAGGACUCGGACAUUCCCGGCAUCACGGACUACGUGGUCGACCAGGUGGGCUCCGUCUCGACCCUCAUCGUCGAGCGCCUCAUGGAGCAGCAGGACAGGCAGCUGAGCCAGCAGCUCGAGUCCUCCUCCUCGCCCAUCACCACCCUCACCGAGGCGGAGGCCACGCUGCUGGCCCUCGGCAUACACGCCGACACGGGGAGCCUCUGCUUCGAUUCCACCACGCCGCGGGACGCCUCCGCCCUGGCCUGGGUCAUGGCCCAGGGGGCCAGCCAGAUCGCCAUUGCCGAGCACGCCCAGUCCUCCCUCAGCCCCGAGCAGCAAAAGGUCCUGACGCAGGCCCUGGUCAACACGAAUUCCACGGUCGCCCACGGGGUGACCAUCUCCACCGUUCUGCUGACGGCCGACGGCUUUAUCAACGGGCUGGCCGCCGUCACGCAGGACGCCCUGGACCUCAGCUCGUCGGACGUCUUCUUGCUGGGGGUCGUCUACGAACCCAAGUCGGGAGGCCGGAGCAAAAAGUCCAGGGAACCGGGAAAGAACGUCAAGUCCAAGCUGCUCAUGACGGCGGCCGCCAAGGCAAAAGCAAAGGCCAAGGCCGAGGAGGAAAAGAGGGCCAAAGAACUGGCCUCCUUUCCCAUGAAAUCCCUGUCCCCGUCCGGCAUGUACAAGUCGGAGCUCACCCUCGCGCUGGAGGAGAAGCGGGUAGCGGAAGAACGACUGCGGUCCUCCUUUGACGAAAAGGACCUGGACAAGGACGGCUUCAUCGACCAGAAAGAACUCUCGGCCGCCCUGGUGGCCUCCGGGAUCAUUGCCACGGAAAACACCGUCCUCGGUUUGAUGGAGUCCAUCGACACCAACAAGGACGGCGUGGUCGAUUUCGACGAGUUCAAGGCCUUUGCCAGCGCGGUCAAGAACUCUUCGCUGGCCCGGACCGGGGGAGGGGACCAGCAGCCAUUGGACUCGGGCAACUCCACGGCGCAGCCCCCAAACACGCCGCCGUCGCCCCCGAGCACCCUCAUCAUCAUCGGCCGGGCCAAGCCCGGCGUGAACAUGAAAUCGGUCAAGCUGGGCAAGCUCCUGGAAAACUACGGCGGCGGGGGCCACCCCAAGGCGGCCUCCGCCACGGUCCGCCUGAACGACGAAUCGGAGGCCGCGGGGAUCAUGUCGAAGCUCGUCGACGAGCUCAUCGAAACGAGCCUGCAGGAGCAAUCGACCGUGGGGGAUUUCAUGACCUCUCCCGUCCUGAGCGUCAAGUCGGACAUGUCGGAAAACCAGGUGGAAGACCUCUUCAACCGGUACGACGUCCGGGCCCUCCCGGUGGUGAACGAAGAAAACGAGGUCAUCGGCCUGGUCACCUACAAGGAAGUCGCCGCCGCCAAGCAGCGCAUGUGGAACAAGGAACAGAAGCGGCUGCGGCAGGAACGCCAGAGAAAGGAAAAGGAAGAAAAGAACAAGGCCAGCGGUGGAAGCGGCGGGGACGAAAGCCUGUCCCCGGAAGAAAAGGAGAACCAGCGGAAGCAGCAAAAGUUCAUGGAGGAACGCCGCCGCCGGGGUCCCACCGUCAAGGCCUGGAUGAAGCAGCACAUCAAGACGGUCGAGGCCAGCCUGACGAUGGCCGAGGUCGAAGCCAUCUUGCUGGAAAACGACGUGGGGUGCAUCCCGGUGGUGCAGGACGGAACGAAGCGGCUGGUGGGCAUGGUCACCCGGACCGACCUGUUGCGGCAGCACCGGUAUUAUCCCUCGCUGCACUACAACAACAAGGGGAUGAGCGAUUCGAUCGCCUCGCGGAAGCCCAUCAUCGCCCUGCGCAGGAAGCUCAAGCAGUUUGAUCUCGAUGAGUAGCCGAUUCUUUAAAAACAUAUAGAGUGCUAUUGCUUCUACUCUUACUAGUGUGCAAAAAUGUGCAGCCUCUGUCAUCGAAGGCUUGGUGACAAUGUUCGGACCCACCAACGAUGGUUUUUUCCGUCCCCGCUCUGUCGUAAUCAACAAAUGCACACAAUCUAUCGGUUGCCGUGCACAGAACAUGCCCAUCGUGCGACUUUGUAAGCGAAGAGAAAGCAACGGAUCGGUAUCAAGACGAAUGAAUCCACGUUACUUUUCGGAAUGAUACACGCUAGAACGCACGUUGUGGCGCGACACUUUUUCGUUUUUUGUUUUAGAGUAUCUUAUCUAUCAAUGGUUUGCAUCGCCUUGCAAUGCAUUCCAUUUUCUUUAUUGCUGCCUGCAAUGGACUCACUCGUAUCCGUUGAAUAUAGGAUGGAUUGAUUUAAAAAAACUCCUCGUUCCCUCUCUGUUUCCCUUCCAUUCCACAAGCAAAGGCUGCUUGAAGCGAAUGGAAGAGAAUUCACUUUUCCGUCCGCGGUAGAGCAGUUUUACAUGAUGCAUGUACUAUGGUUGAAUUUGAUUGCGCCUAGAGUGUACAUUCCUAAUUGUUGUAAUCGCAUGUAUACUCUUGCUGUGACAGAAUAAGGGACGUGAUAAGACCGUACAGUCCAAUGUUGGAGGCAAAGACCUGGAUGAGAAUGGUUGCCACAAAGAGAUUAUCGUUUCCUGAAUUCGAUUGUCCGCCGGCGUCGCCCGAGAAUCCCAUCUUCUUCCAAGAUUCCGACAUCUGCGAUUGAGCACCGACGGCCCGCGUUCCGGCAUCGGCGGCGAUACCGAUUGCAAUUCCUGAAAUGAGAGACGUCAAACCGCAACACAGACCGGCGGCAAGAUGACAGAAAGCGUUGAAUUGGGAGUAAGUAGCGUAGCGAGUCCCCUGUCCCGGAGGAGUGAUUUUUCCAUUCAGAAUGACCGCAACAAUCAUUCCGUAAAUACCCAACACACCGGCCAUGACUACGGGAAUAAUGUUUUUCAUCAGAAGUUCCGGCGAUCGGAUUCCCAUAGACAUGAUUCCUUGACCUGCUCGCGCCGUUCCGUAAGCACCGCCGAUGUCUGUUAGUUUGAGCACGAUUCAGUGCAUUGGAUGAAGAGCGACAGAGAAAAGCGUUAGAGAAACGCAACGACAAGGCGUCGCAUAGACGAAGGAAUUCAGCCCGAGGAACCAAGUGAGCAUCCAGCCCGAUGAUAUCGGGAGCAGGCCCGAAAGAAAUCGCCGGAAAGAAACAAGGAUUCUCGAUUCCGAUUUCUGGUGCAUCGGCGCUUGCGAAGACUUACUGGCAAAUACAACGGCAGAGGCAAUUCCUACGAAACCAACCGUCGGGGCCCAUGACGGACACGAAUAACUCGCGUUGGCAUCGCUGACAUAGUAUUCUUCUAGAAUUCGUCGACUCGCUUCCAUUGUGUAUGUAUUGUAUUUUGUUGUAUCGUAAUGUGAAACGAAAAAUAAUAUUGUUGCGUUGGGAAAGAACAGAACAGAAUUCAACUAUCGGAAAGCAGCACGAAACACCUCUUUUGUCUCUUGUCGUUUAUUGUACAAAUAAAGGGAUGUUGUUACA